CCCGUGCUCCCCGGCCUCCUCCUCGCCUGACCACUCGGCUCCGACGACGACGCCGGCCCCGCCACCUCCACAUGGCGGACGACGCCGUCGCCGGAGCGGCCGGUCGUCCUUGCGCGCGCCCGGCCCCGCCGGCGGCGUCCAGGAGGCAGCAGCACGUCGACGACGGCGCCGGCUGCGACGGCCACCGCCAGCACGACGUGAUCAUGCUGAGGCGGACGAGGAGCGGGCGGGCGUUCCCGCCGCCGAUCUCCGUGAUCGGCAAGGGCGGGCGGCCGUGGCUCAGCCUCCGGGCGCACCGCGAGGGCGGCCGCCUGGUGCUGCGGGAGAUGCGCCUGCCGUCGCAGGAGCUGCUGCAGCCCUGCAAGGAGGACGGCAGGUUCAAGCUCCUCAUCCACCCGGAGGCCGGCGGCCGCACGGCGGCGGCACCGCAGGAGAGGCAGGGGAAGGAUAAGGGCUGCUCUUGAUCAGCUGAUGCCUGAUGACCAGAUGAUCUGCCACCACGUCGUGUGUAUGUACGGGCUGGCUCGUUGAUAAAUUAAUUCGGGUAGAUCUCCCUGUUUAGUUAUUGAUGAGAGCGCUCGAGUUCUUGCUUUUGCUUGCCUGCAACCAUUGUCCACAAUCUUUGAUUGCCUUCCGGCAAGUUAAUACAGCAUGGUCGGAGCAUUGAGUCA
Molecule: messenger RNA, 671 nt
Organism: Panicum virgatum (switchgrass)
Lineage: Eukaryota; Viridiplantae; Streptophyta; Magnoliopsida; Poales; Poaceae
Exons: 1
Coding region: 72-464 (130 amino acids)
Source: RefSeq, a predicted model, not a curated record